AUGCUCGACCUUCACGCUCCCGAAAUUACAAUGGAGAUACUACAGGGACAACAUGGCUACCAUCCCUCGAGCAGUGGGGAUCUCGAUAUGAUUGAGAAGGGCAGAACGAACGACGGCUCAAUCUGCCUGUUGGCUCUUUCUGCGCUAUCAGGGCGUGCUGAUUACAAUCUAGCCACUGGGGGAUUAACGGCAAACGUGGACCUAGAGGGCAUUCACGUUCGGGACUCGCGCGUGAGCUCAAAGAUUUCAGCCUCGUAUCGAGACCUAUUAAAAUCCAGUUUGGACGCGAAAGUUUCGACGUAG
Messenger RNA from Phytophthora infestans T30-4, 303 nucleotides. RefSeq lists its product as uncharacterized. The record is from RefSeq and is a predicted model, not a curated record. The transcript has 2 exons. Lineage: Eukaryota; Oomycota; Peronosporomycetes; Peronosporales; Peronosporaceae. The coding region runs from base 1 to 303 and encodes 100 amino acids.